AUGGCCGCGCGGGCAGCAACCGCUGGCAGUGCUCCUCAGGAGCCCGCUCUCAUCGUGACCCCCCCAACGGCAGACCACGACACCGGCCGCGGACGAAGACGCUCCCGUAGCACCAACCGAGGCGACAUUAGAUCCCUCCGCACCGAAGAGUCGAGCACUCUGCGAGGCCGGUCCCCGCGGCGUGCCACCUCCCCCUUCGACCUUGUCUCUCGCAGCUCCUCUCCCACGGGCCAGAUUCUGCGCUGCAGCCAGUUGCGUCACGCCCGCCGCGAGCACUGCCCCUCGCGGGUUGCCUCUCCGUCCGAUCGCCAUACCGCCUUUCGUUCACGGCCGACGCCCCAGAGCAGUACUCGCACACGGAGUCGCAGCCGCGGCUUGCGGGUCGAGCGGGAUCUGCAUCGGUCCGCCGACCUCCUGUCCAGCCUGAGGAACGAGCUGCGGCUGCUGCCAGGCAACAGUUCGGUUGACAAAACCAAAGAUUGA
Molecule: messenger RNA, 483 nt
Organism: Hirsutella rhossiliensis
Lineage: Eukaryota; Fungi; Ascomycota; Sordariomycetes; Hypocreales; Ophiocordycipitaceae
Exons: 1
Coding region: 1-483 (160 amino acids)
Source: RefSeq, a predicted model, not a curated record